AUGAGUGCUGAUACAGCUGGUAAACGCAAUGGCAAUGCAAAAUUAAUGUUUGAAGCAGGUGAAAAUGUUUUAUGUUUUCAUGGUCCAGUAUUAUACCCGGCAAAAUGUCUUCAAACAAAUAUUAGUCCAAAGAAGGGCGCUGAAUAUUUUGUGCAUUACAGCGGCUGGAGUAAACGGUGGGAUGAGUGGGUUGGAAAUGAUAGAAUUGUCAAAUUUUCACCAGAAAAUAUCAAAUUACAACAAGAAUUAAUGCUUGCACAUGGUAAUAGUAGUAAUAACAAACCUGGUCAAGGAAGGUCAAAGAAACAGAGGGAGACGCAUACUCCCGUUGUUGAAACAUCGGUACCGGAAGAAAAUCCAGUACCAUCAGAUGAUUCUGUUGAAAAGCCGGUAACAUACGAAAAUAAAGUUGAAAUUGAAAUAAAACUACCUGAACAAAUAAAGUCAUAUUUGUCCGAAGAUUGGAAACAAAUAAAUAUGGAUGAAAAACUUCUAUCAUUACCGUGUGAGAUCAAUGUUGAAAAAAUUCUUGAACAAUAUCGACAAAUAAAAGUCAAAAGUCAAAAGCCUAAUGAAUUUACUUAUACAAAUCAAUUUAUUAAUAGUGUAAAAGAUUAUUUUAAUUCAACAUUAGGUACACAAUUAUUGUAUGCCAAAGAACGUAAUCAAUAUGAUCAGAUUUGUCAAUCAGCAGAAGAUGAUAUAAUGCAACCCUCAAAUAUUUAUGGUAUUGCCCAUUUGCUUCGUUUAAUGAGUCGUCUUGGUAUUUUUCUGGCUUAUUCGCCACUUGAAGAAAAUGAAUUAAAUUAUCUUCUUACUUUUGUCAAUGAUUUUUUGAGAUUUUUGGAAAAACAUAUUAAAACAUGGUUUAACGAAGAUAAUUAUAUUUUAAAUCCAGUAUCAUGA
Molecule: messenger RNA, 906 nt
Organism: Didymodactylos carnosus
Lineage: Eukaryota; Metazoa; Rotifera; Eurotatoria; Philodinida; Philodinidae
Source: the annotation of a GenBank genome assembly